Molecule: messenger RNA, 588 nt
Organism: Darwinula stevensoni
Lineage: Eukaryota; Metazoa; Arthropoda; Ostracoda; Podocopida; Darwinulidae
Source: the annotation of a GenBank genome assembly
GAAGAGGAUGUCAUGAGUGUGGUGUCUGAACAAAAAGGGAAAGAGCCUGUGAAUGGAGCGCCUGAAAAUCAGAAGAAGCAGGCAUAUGACUUAGACCCACUGGCAUUCACAUUAAAGAAGAGACUUCCUCAUAGAUUUCCAAAGCGAUUCAAUGACAUAUAUGUUACUAGGAAGUCCAACUUCAAGGCAAGCCUAUUCAGAGCAUUCUACUUAAUGGCUAGAGUAGCUUUUCUUCCUUUUAUUGCUCCUGCAAAUUUCUUUUGUCUGAUAGGCAUAGAAAGGAAUAUCCCUAUCCUCAUCCUGUUGGAGUUGGCAAAAUACAAGGUAUGUGAGAAACUGAUCGAAUCGGGAGAGUCAGAACUUUUCAUUCAUGGACUUGGUGCAGCUGUGAACAGAGCAGUAAAUUUAGCUCUUCAGCUUACUCUCCAAUACCCUGAGGUGCUGGGAAUCCAUUGUAACACAUCAACUGUGGAGCUCACAGAUGAUCUGGAAUCACACAAUGAAAGCAUGGAACCAAGAACUCAGAAGAGGAACAAUUCUGCAAUUCACAUUCGUGUCUACCGCCUAGCUCACUUCAAGCGGGAGUGA